This is a messenger RNA of Condylostylus longicornis, 2468 nucleotides long. Its product is annotated as probable serine/threonine-protein kinase DDB_G0282963. The record is from RefSeq and is a predicted model, not a curated record. The coding region runs from base 607 to 2280 and encodes 557 amino acids. NCBI's taxonomy places the organism in Eukaryota, Metazoa, Arthropoda, Insecta, Diptera, Dolichopodidae. The transcript is spliced from 7 exons.
UUUUUUAACUUUAGUAUUGUAGUUUGGUUUGUUGUCAUAAAAUGAAUUUUCAUACACCAAUUUCCAAUGAGUAAUUGGUUAUUUUUUUGUGUGUAAUGCGUAAAAAGUUGUCGAUUUUUUUUUUAAUUUUCUGACAUUGGCGAAUAAAAAAACAGUUUUUCGUGCGAAAAACUCAUCAUUAACGUUUAUUUUAUCGCGUUUUUUCUCACAAUUUGCAGAAAAAACCAAAAAAAAAAGAUAUAGUGAAUUUUAAAAGUGUUAAAUAGAAAAUAAAGAAGAAAAAAAUUGUCUAAAAAUGUGAUAUUCGAAAUCAGUUUUUUUUUAUCGAAAAAAUUAAUUACACUUUGAAACGAAAAAAUAAAAAACACCAAUAAGAUAAGCAAAGCAAGCGUGUAUUGACUUCAAUUAAUUUAGAUCACUUUGUUGAUUGCACGGUUCAAAUAUCAUUUUAAUAGCCCCAUAUAUUAUGUAUAAAAAUUCUUUCUAAUUUCUAAAAUUGAAGUCCGUUAUAAUCAAUAAAACCAAUUUAUAUAAAAUAACUGUUCGUAAUAAUAGUUAUAAAAAUACACCGAAAUAGUAAAAAAUUGAAAUUUAUUCUAUAGCAUCAUGACAUUGUAUUGGUGGAAUCAUUGGUUUUGGAUUACAGUGGUUAGCGUGCUCGCUACGUUACCGUUUACAUCCGUCGCGACAUAUCCUUUAAAUGGUCCAUCUGUAGAACAAAUUGAAGAUCAAAAUAAUAACAAUAAUAAUGCAAAGUUACCACUCGAAUUUCCAUUGCCAGCACAAACAGAUGUAGAUGAUAUAAUAGCAGGAAGUGAAAAUAUUCCAAGAACUUUAUUAAUAAAAGAAGAAAUUAUUGAAAAAUUAAAUAGUGGAAAAGAUGAUAGUUCAAUAUCUUCGGUAGCAGUGCCGUCUUUGUCAUCAACGUCAUUCCAAUCAUCAUCAUCAUCAUCGUCAUUAUCAUCAUCCGCCCAAGAACUUUUACCCAAAAUGGAAAAUCAAUUAAUUGAUAGAAGUGUUAAAGACAUUGACCAUUCAGUUCAGCAUAAACAACAACUUAAUAAUAAUAAUGAUGAAACUAUCAAAACAAAUAUUAAUAGCAACAUGAAUGUUACCGAUAGCAAUAGUAAUAGUAAUAGUGAUCGUAAUAGUAGUAAAAGUGUGAUACAAUUGAUUCCAAAAGCAAUUAAUCAAAAAAAUAAUCAUGAGAAUUUAAAGGAAUUGGAUUCACAUACAUCGGAAAGUGAAAUAUCAUCUUCAAUUCUUCAUCAAAAUUUAAAAAAACAACAGGAGUCAUUAGAUGUAGUUAGUUUCGAUAAUAAUAGUAAUCAUAGUAUAAGUAAUAGUAAUGAUACCAAUAAUAGUAAUGUUAGUAAGUUAAGUACAAAUAUAUCAUUAGGUGAAAAAAUACAUGAGCAAUUAAAAAUCUCAACAACUCCAAGCCCAUCAACUACAGUCACAACUACUGGAGCAUUUGGAAAAGCAGUAUCUCAUAUAAUGCAAGUUACAAAAGCUUCUAGUAAAAUAAAAUCGAAAACUAGCAUAAGCAAUGGUGACAAUGGUAAUAAUAAUGAAAAUGUAUCAUCAAUUCUAACUAAUUUAGAUGAGACGACAAUAGGAAGUGAUGCUAUAUCUAUGACAACAAUAUUACAUCCAGUUGAUCUUGGAAAUAAUAAUGAAAAUAGCAAAAGUGAGGAUGGUUUCGAUUCUGAAUUAAUAAAAUCAAUAAAUAGCAGUAAUCAUGAUGAAAUGACAGGAAAACUUCCAAUUACAUUAGAAAAUGUCACAAAAUUAAGUGAUAAAAGUUUAAAUAAAGAUGUAGAACGUGUACGUAAAUCAAAAGGUUUGUCAUCAGAAUAUCGUGAUGCUUUUAUUAAUAAUUACUCAGCCGAUUCAAAAAGUUUAUUAACAAGAUCAGCAGGACAAGAAGAGGAUUUUAAUGAAAGAAAUCGUUUAGAUGAUAAUGGUGGAAAUGUUUCGUCAGAAGCAUUACAGCGAGCUUACGUAAUGGAUGCUGGUACUAUUUCUGGCAUAUGUUUAUCCGUGUUGGCGAUAUGUUGCGGUGUUGGAACAGUUGGAAUUGUUUUAUAUCGUCGAAGAUUUUUAAAUAAACCACAAGCAUUAAGUGAACCUGAUUCAAGUGUGUACAUCGAUGAUAGUACAAUAAGGGAUAAUUCUGACGAGAUGUACAGCUUAGAUAAUGAUUCGUUCCUGAACUCGUUGGAAGCAAUGACGAUACAAAACUAUUGGACUGACACAGUAAAACACACAAAGCUUUAAAAAUCGCGAUAAUGAAAAAUGAAACUUAAUAAAGAAAUUAAUUAUAUAUGUCAUAAUUUAUACGUGUAACACAAAUAUUUAUUAUAAUUAGAAUUUAAAAUGUAAAACUGGAGUUUUUAAUUGGAAAACAGAAAAGAAAAUAUAAACAAAAUUUUAAUGUUCUUUAAAAAAUGUGACGCUUUUAAAUU